This is a messenger RNA of Bactrocera neohumeralis, 933 nucleotides long. RefSeq names its product farnesol dehydrogenase-like. The record is from RefSeq and is a predicted model, not a curated record. Lineage: Eukaryota; Metazoa; Arthropoda; Insecta; Diptera; Tephritidae. The coding region runs from base 82 to 828 and encodes 248 amino acids. The transcript is spliced from 3 exons.
UGCCGAUUCGUAGAACAGUCAGUACUUACUAACCGUACAGAACGGUCUUUAAGAGUUAAUACAACGCAAAAAGUCAUAGAAAUGGAACGUUGGCAGAAUCGAGUUGCUGUAGUCACUGGCGCCAGUUCGGGCAUUGGCGGGGCUAUUGUGAAAUAUCUCGCUAAUAACGGUAUGGUGACUGUCGGCUUGGCACGACGCAAAGAACGUAUCGAAGCCCUGCGCGAUGAAGUGAAAAACGAGGCAAAGCAACGUAUACACGCCAUUAAGUGCGACAUACGAGAUGAAGCUGAUGUGAUAGCCGCCUUCAAAGAGAUCGAAAGCAAGUAUGGACCGGUGGCGGUGCUGGUAAACAAUGCCGCCAUUGUGCGUUAUGGCGAAAUGUUGAAAGAAGGCAACUCACAAGAUAUACGCGAUGUGAUCGAUACAAAUGUGUUUGGUGUUGUGUGGAGCACACGUGAGGCUUUCCGUUCGAUGAAGGCUCAGGGUGCUGAUGGUCACGUCUUUCUCAUCAAUAGCAUAAGUGGGCAUGUAGUACUGAAUUUCCCGAAUGUCUCUUUAAAUAUUUAUCCAUCUUCAAAGCAUGCCGUCACCGCCAUGACGGAGAUCUACCGCCAGGAGUUUCUUAAGAAUAACACCAAAAUUAAGAUCACCAGCAUUAGUCCCGGCGCAGUGAAAACCGAGAUUAUGGUCGAAAAUCCGCCUGAUAUACCAGAUUUGGUAUUCUUGGCCUCCGAAGAUAUCGCUGAUGCGUUGAUCUAUUGCCUACAGACGCCACCGCACGUGCAGAUUCACGAAUUAAUCGUAAAACCAGUCGGUGAAAAAUUCUAAGAUUGCCAGUGUUGAAACAGCAACUCACUUCUGAUACUUAUGUUUGUUGAAGUUGAAAGUAUUGAAAAUGUUAAAUAAUAAAACGUAGCUAAAAUUCAUUAGAAA